UCUUGGGCCGCAUGAGCCGGCUAACCGGUAAGUACUACUAACGGACUUCUGAAGCCUCAACCCAUUGGCAUUAUUGGGGGGGCCAAAGGUAGGACAUCAUAGAUGCUGUUCCAGACUCGUCCAACCUCCCAGCCGCCACUUGCUCUCUUGUCCUUUUGAUCCUUGACCUCUUCUCUUCUCCAUUGCAGUCGCCUCGUAUACCGAGUCACUCUUUGAUCCAACUUUUUACUAUCGUUAAGUACGACGCUGGUCGUUGUUUGAUUUCGAACAACCUCCAAGAUGUCUCUUUGCCAGAAUGGGGCACCUCCCAUGCACCUUCCAUGGUCUAAUAUAACCGUCACAACCGACCAGAAAGCCAUCACGAGAGGGAUUCAACUAACUCUGGGCACACCUCCUCAAAUCGUCGCCUUACGACCCAGCACUUCUGAUUACAAUUUAUAUGUCGCCAAUCGAGUCAGCUGCGAACCCGAGUUUAAUGCGACAUGUAUCGCAGGCUAUGGAGGUGUCUUUGAUUACACAGAGUCGUCCACGUUCACACAAGUCACAGAAGCCCAAUGGAACGGCACAAAGUACCCAGACGACGUGACUCUUUCAUAUGUUCAUUUCAAUGACGUACUGUCGUUUGGAAACGGCACAAUAUAUGGCUACCCAGCCUUCUUCGACGAACCUGGCUAUGGAGGGCAAGGAGCUCUGCCACUAGGAUGGGGAUCCGAUUUUCUUGAACUCGCCGUCGAGCAGGGUUUGAUUCCUUCAACAGUCUUUGGCCUUUGGACAGGAAGUCGAUCGACCAGUCAUCCUGUCGACGGAUCAAUUGUGCUAGGCGGCUACGACACCACCCGAAUCAAGGGAGAGCUCACCACCUUCGACGCACUGGAAGACUGCGAGACAUGUACCACGAUUACCGAUUUGGUUUACUCAACCGAAGACGGCGAAUUCUCUCUCUUCAGCAACGAUUCUGAAGCCCUUCAGAUCCAUCUCCAACCGGCCGAUCGAGUGCUCGAAGUCCCCCAGAAUGUAUGGGAACUGUUCCAGGAACAUUCCGGAGGAAUCUACGACGAUGGCUAUCUGACCUACGCCGAGGCCAACCCCCCAAAAGGUAAUCUCAGCGUGACGCUACAAAACGGUUACAAGACUGUAAUUCCAACCGAGGAGCUCUUCUACUAUCCUCGUGGAUACAACGAUGAGGGACGAUACGAUGUCAUCAACAAUACAUACCAAAUCGGCCUCUUGGCCAAUCGAACCAACAACGGCUACGUCUUCAGCUGGGGAAUCCCUUACCUGACGAUGAACUACCUGAUUGCCGACUACAAGCGAGGCGAGUUCAAAAUGGCACCGGCAAUCCGAACUGAUUUCUCCAACCAGGGUGGUGGAUACGCUCUGAAAGCAUCUUGCGACCCAACGACCAGCACCGCUGUUUCCACCGCUGUACCCUCUUCCUCAUCCACAGGGACCUCGUCAAGUGAGUCCAAUGGACCGAGCACUGGAACCAUCGUCGGAGCCGCCGUGGGCGGUAUUCUAGGUCUGGUUGCCAUUGCCGGUGGAAUUGGAUUUUUCCUAUGGCGUCGACGACGCCAACAAAACACCGCUCGCAACAACGCCCCGUACGGUACCAUGUAUGAUCCUCUCGCGAACGGUGGAGGCGGAGCAGCUACACCGGCCAUGUCGCAUCAAAAUACCGUUUCUGGCCGCUACUCACAAUGGACCGGCACCUCAGAACUGGGAGAUACCAGUGCCAAAGGCGCCGGCGGCGGCGGGCCAAAUGUGUCGGUCAAUCAAUGGCUUUCAAGUCAAGAUGGAGAUUCACAAACCGCCAUCUCAGACCCAUAUAAUUCACCUAACCCUGACCCUCGCAACGCGCAACAAUUCAGCCCAUUCAAUUCUCCGAUGCCUUCACAUCACCAGAGUCUAGUUCCACCACAGUAUGCCAAAACCGAUCGACCGUUUGAAAUGCCGGCACAACCGUGGGAUACGAAAUGAGGAAGAAGGACUAGAAGGACUACUUAGAAUUGGGGAGAGUAUCAACAAACACCAAUUAGCGCACAGAGAGACCCAUUCGAAUACUUGAGGUUUUAGACUGGGCUGUCGUUUUAUGUGUCGUUGUGUACUUACUGUUAUUGUGUAUAUUUUGGGGAAAGGACUAGCCUGUCUGUGUUUAUAUAUAUAUAUGUAUAUGUAUUGCAAUCAGAGCCGUUGACUUUUUGAUCAAAGGACUCAAUUGGGAUACAUCAUCAUCA
Messenger RNA from Exophiala mesophila, 2234 nucleotides. RefSeq lists its product as uncharacterized. Lineage: Eukaryota; Fungi; Ascomycota; Eurotiomycetes; Chaetothyriales; Herpotrichiellaceae. The transcript is spliced from 3 exons. The coding region runs from base 280 to 1977 and encodes 565 amino acids. The record is from RefSeq and is a predicted model, not a curated record.